This is a messenger RNA of Mercurialis annua (annual mercury), 2256 nucleotides long. Its product is annotated as F-box/kelch-repeat protein At1g30090. Lineage: Eukaryota; Viridiplantae; Streptophyta; Magnoliopsida; Malpighiales; Euphorbiaceae. The transcript has a single exon. Gene Ontology annotation, molecular function: protein binding. The record is from RefSeq and is a predicted model, not a curated record. The coding region runs from base 922 to 2139 and encodes 405 amino acids.
CACUUUUCAACAGUAACACUCAACGCCAAUCAACCGCAGUUGAACUCGUCUGUAAAACACGCUCCAACGAAGCUAAGUCACAACCAAACUCUGGUCCCUUGACACGUUGUCGUCACUGUCCAUUGGCGCGUGGAACUCGCUGUCUCCACUCUCCAGAAUCCUUGCUUAAUCAACCCAUUUUUGCCACAACAUUAAAACUUUUUUAUAUAAACUCCCUAAAUUUGUCUUCAAGAGUGAUUUUAAUUUUCUGGGUCACCUCUCAAUUCAAAGAAAAAUAGAUAAUUCAUAUCAAAGUUUCAGUCUUUAUAACAAUUGUUCAAGAAAAAUUCCUCUUUGUAAGUUCAAACACUUGUUUUUUACUCAUUUUAAGAACAUUUUAGCUGUAAUUUAAUCUUUAAUUUACAUAUUUAGCUCAAGGGUUUAGUUUAAUUUCCUUUUUAAUUCUCAUGUCUUGCUGAUUUUGUGGGUGUUGGGAAUUUUUGGUGGGUGAUCAAUUAUUAUUGUUGUUACAGUUAGGUGGCUAUCUUUGUGACUGAGUUCUUUUUAUAUAUAUAGUUCUGUUAAUAUAUAUAGAGUUUCAAGUUUGUAUCUUGAUUAGGAAAAAUUGGUAAUGAAAAAAGUUGAGGGUUUUGUAGACUUUAAAGAGAGGUGUUUUGGAUGUGUAUGAUUGCAGAAUUUGGUUAAGAUUGGAGAGUUUUAUGUGGCUUGAUUAUGAUUGUUCUUAGAAUUUGUGGAGAUGGAUUUGUAAUCGAGAAUCCGAGAUUGAUUUCUUGCUGUGUGAUUGAGUUUUCCAAUCCAUUGACUUGCUUCAGUAUAACAAUUUGAGGAAAUAUUACGGAUUCGGCAAGGGCUUUGUUAGUGUAUUUGGAAGGGCUGUUUUGUUUUGUUUUAUAUGUAUAGUUUUUUUGUUGAAUAUCCAAGAUGCAGCGAGUACGUUUGUCAUCUCAACAGACACCGGUACAUAAACUAGGAGAUUCACAGAUUACAUUGUCUCCUAAAUUUAGAUUAGCUGUUAGUCAACCUUCAUUGUUAAGUCCUUCAUUAGAUUAUGAGUUAUCUCUUCAUGGUGAACCCCUAAUACCGGGGCUACCUGAUGAUGUUGCCUUUAACUGUCUUCUACGGCUUCCGAUUGAGAGCCAUUCAGCAUGUAGAGUUGUUUGCAAGCGGUGGCAUUUAUUACUUGGUAAUAAGGAGCGGUUCUUCACUCGUAGAAAAGAACUAGGUUUUAAGGACCCUUGGCUCUAUGUCUUCGCUUUCCAUAAAUGCACCGGAAAAAUCCAAUGGCAGGUUCUCGAUCUUACUCACUUCUCGUGGCAUUCUAUCCCGGCAAUGCCGUGUAAGGACAAGGUCUGUCCUCAUGGAUUCAGGUGUGCUUCAAUACCUCGUGAUGGGACUCUCUUUGUUUGCGGUGGUAUGGUCUCUGACGUGGAUUGCCCACUUGACUUGGUUUUGAAGUAUGAGAUGCAAAAGAAUCGCUGGACUGUGAUGAAUCAAAUGAUUGCAGCUAGGUCAUUUUUUGCAAGUGGGGUAAUUGACGGGAUGGUAUAUGUGGCCGGAGGAAAUAGUACGGAACUUUUUGAGCUGGACUCAGCAGAGGUUUUGGAUCCCAUGAAGGGAAUUUGGCGCCGUGUUUCAAGCAUGGGAACAAAUAUGGCGUCUUAUGAUGCUGCGGUUCUCGAUGGGAAGCUUCUUGUGACAGAAGGCUGGUUGUGGCCAUUCUAUGUUUCUCCGAGAGGUCAAGUUUAUGAUCCAAGAACAGAUACAUGGGAGAAUAUGGCCGUUGGACUACGAGAAGGAUGGACUGGUUCGAGUGUGGUGGUUUAUGGGCGGUUAUUUGUGGUUUCAGAGCUUGAGAGGAUGAAGCUUAAGGUUUAUGACGCGGACUAUGAUACCUGGGAAGCAAUAGAAGGGCCACCAUUACCCGAGCAAAUUUGCAAACCAUUUGCUGUUAACGCAUGUGAUUACAAAAUCUACAUUGUGGGUCGGAAUCUUCAUGUUGCGGUGGGUCACAUCUCUAAGCUGAAGCAGAAAUGCAGUUCUGAAAAUAAAUGGACCUUCAGUGUUAAAUGGUACUUAGUAGAUCCACCUGAUAGAUUAUCUGACUUGACACCCUCGAGCUCCCAGAUUCUGUUUGCUUAACUGUUAUGUGAUAAUUGUAUCUCAUUUUGCAUGCUAAGAAAUAAAAUUGUAAUUGUAUGUGUGGUAAUUGCUGUGUUUAGAACAUAAUGAUUAAUUAUAUGGCUGUUUUCUUUAUAA